Molecule: messenger RNA, 2088 nt
Organism: Brassica oleracea var. oleracea
Lineage: Eukaryota; Viridiplantae; Streptophyta; Magnoliopsida; Brassicales; Brassicaceae
Product: pentatricopeptide repeat-containing protein At3g16010
Molecular function (GO): protein binding
Source: RefSeq, a predicted model, not a curated record
CGUGCGUCUUCUUCAGCUGUCUGAUCCUUAACCUCUCUUAAUUAUAUUUUUCCGCCGCUCUGAUUGCUAAAACCACCGACGACGACGGCGACUCUAAACAUACCGAUCUGUAACGCCGGAAUCUUUCGCCACCGGAAUAGUACAACUCUUCGAAACUCCUUACACUUAAAACCCCUUUAUAAAAAUGGCGUACAUAUCGUCUCGAUCAAUUCUCGUGAAGCGAAGCGUCUCAACACUAGCUCACCUCUCUCAGAGAUUUAAACAAACAGAAAGCGAGAUUGUUCAGAUGUUCAUUCUUCCAAACCCAGAGUACUCAGAGAAUCCUCAAGAGAAGUGGAAACUCUCUAGAAAAGACCCAUCAGUGCGGAUGCUAGACGAGAGAUUCAUAAGAAUCCUCAAAAUCUUCAAAUGGGGACCCGACGCCGAGAAAGCCUUAGAGGUCCUCAAACUCAAAGUGGACCACCGUCUAGUCCGUUCAGUCCUCGAGAUAGACGUCGAGAUCAACGUCAAGACCCAGUUCUUCAAAUGGGCUGGUAAAAGAAGAAACUUUCAGCACGAUUCCUCCACUUACAUGGCAUUGAUACGCUGCCUCGAAGAAGCUAGGCUUUACGGUGAGAUGUACAGAACGAUACAAGAAGUGGUUCGUAACGUGUACGUUAGCGUCAGCCCUGGGAUUCUCUCGGAGCUUGUGAAGGCCUUAGGGAGAGCUAAGAUGGUUAGCAAGGCUUUGUCAGUGUUUUAUCAGGCGAAAGGACGCAAGUGCAAACCUAAUUCGAGCACUUACAACUCGGUGAUUACGAUGCUGGUCCAAGAAGGACAGCACGAGAGAGUUCAUGAGGUUUAUAGUGAGAUGUGUAACGAAGGUGAUUGUUAUCCAGAUACGGUUACUUACUCUGCGGUUAUAUCUUCCUAUGAUAAGUUAGGUCGUAAUGAUUCUGCUAUAAGGUUGUUUGAUGAGAUGAGGGAGAACGGUUUGGAGCCAACGGAGAAGAUAUACACUACUCUGCUGGGGGUGUACUUUAAGGUUGGUGAAGUUGAGAAAGCUUUGGAUCUUUUCGAGGAGAUGAAACGAGCAGGUUGCUUGCCUAGUGUUUAUACAUACACGGAGCUUGUAAAGGGGCUUGGUAAAGCAGGGAGAGUGGAAGAAGCAUAUGGUUUGUAUAAGAACAUGGUUAGAGACGGAUUGAGUCCUGAUGUUGUGUUUUUAAACAAUCUGAUGAACAUUUUAGGCAAAGUGGGUAGAGUGGAGGAGUUGACGAAUGUCUUCAAUGAGAUGGGGAGGUGGAGAUGUACUCCCACUGUUGUUUCGUACAACACUGUUAUUAAGUCUCUGUUUGAGUCUAAAGCUCCGGUUGCAGAAGUGAGUUCUUGGUUUGAUAAGAUGAAGGCGGAAGGUGUUUCCCCUAGCGAGUUCACUUACUCCAUCCUUAUAGAUGGUUAUUGUAAGACAAAUAGAGUGGAGAAAGCUCUGUUGCUGCUUGAGGAGAUGGACGAGAGAGGCUUUCCGCCUUGCCCUGCGGCGUACUGCAGCCUUAUUAACGCUCUUGGGAAGGCGAAAAGAUACGAAGCUGCCAACGAGCUGUUUAAGGAGCUAAAGGAGAAUUAUGGGAAUGUGAGUUCUAGAGUGUAUGCAGUGAUGAUCAAACAUUUUGGGAAAUGCGGGAAGCUAAGUGAAGCGGUGGAUCUGUUCAAUGAGAUGAAGAACCAAGGGAGUGGUCCUGAUGUGUAUGCUUACAACGCGCUUAUGUCGGGAAUGGUUAAGGCUGGUAUGAUAAAUGAAGCUCAUUCGUUGCUUAGGAAGAUGGAAGAGAACGGUUGCAGCGCUGAUGUGAAUUCGCAUAACAUUAUACUCAAUGGAUUUGCUAGAACGGGUGAUCCGAAACGAGCUAUAGAAAUGUUUGAAGCUAUGAAGCGUUCUGGUGUUGUGAAGCCUGAUGGUGUUACUUAUAAUACACUUCUGGGAUGUUUUGCACAUGCCGGAAUGUUUGAGGAGGCUGCAAGAAUGAUGGGUGAGAUGAAAGAUAAAGGCUUUGUGUAUGAUGCAAUCACUUACUCAUCAAUACUUGACGCUGUGGGCAAUGUGGAUCA